This is a messenger RNA of Cuculus canorus (common cuckoo), 846 nucleotides long. RefSeq names its product transmembrane protein 14C. The transcript is spliced from 4 exons. Gene Ontology annotation, cellular component: mitochondrial membrane. The coding region runs from base 68 to 391 and encodes 107 amino acids. The record is from RefSeq and is a predicted model, not a curated record. NCBI's taxonomy places the organism in Eukaryota, Metazoa, Chordata, Aves, Cuculiformes, Cuculidae. Gene Ontology annotation, biological process: regulation of heme biosynthetic process.
GAUCCCCUCUCUAAAAAAAAAUUAAGACACACUGAGCCUCACCCCAGUUUCUUUUCCAGUUUCUAGCAUGGCUGUGGAUUGGCUUGGCUUCGGCUAUGCCGCUCUGGUGGCAUCAGGAGGGCUCAUUGGAUACGCCAAAGCAGGUAGCGUCCCUUCACUAGCUGCUGGCCUUUUCUUUGGGAGUUUGGCUGGACUAGGUGCCUAUCAGCUCUCACAGAAUCCUAGCAAUGUUUGGAUUUCUCUGAUUACAUCUGGAACUCUGACUGCUGUCAUGGGAACAAGAUUUUACAACUCUGGAAAAUUCAUGCCUGCAGGGCUAAUUGCUGGUGUCAGUUUGCUAAUGGUUGGAAGAUUGGCAGUGAAGAUGGUGGAGAAGCCCCACGAUAAGUAACUGUUCAUUUUACAGCUUUAUAGCUGGAUAAGGAAAUCUGAUAAUGGAGUUGCAUGAAAGCAGAAGCAAGAAGAUGGAACAAUUUUCUAUAUCAAGACGAUUUUUUUUUCUUUUUAUUUUCAUAUAAGGAGGAGUAGAAUGAUGGCAUGGAUAUUUUUACAUACAAGGUGCCAUUUGUUUCAAUGAUCUAGUACAGCUGUUAUUGUGUAGUGAGAAAUUGGUCUUGGAUUUGAUUUUUCCAGACACGUUUCAGUAUAUUUUAACAUUCCCAGUUUUUAUAUUCCAAAAUAGCCUGCUGGUGUGUUGAAGCAGAAAGGACCUGUAAUUAAGAAAGUAUCCACAAAGAGGCACCAGGAGUAAUUAGCUAAAUACAACACUGUAUCUCCUACCUUUCAUAUUGAGCAUACAGUAAGCUUUACCUGUUGCAUUCUGAGUUGAUACACCAUGUUUGUGUA